AUGGCGGAUUGGGGACCGGUGGUGAUCGCGGUGGUGCUGUUCGUGUUAUUAACGCCGGGACUUCUAUUUCAGCUCCCAGGGAAGAGCCGAGCCAUCGAAUUCGCCAACUUCCAGACUAGCGGAGUCUCCAUAUUUGUACACACCAUCAUUUACUUCGGUCUCAUCACUAUCUUCCUGAUUGCAAUCGGAGUUCAUAUCACCACCGGAAUCAUUUAUCCUUCUAUACCACCAUCAGAUGAAGAAGGCAGGUGUCCCCCUCAACUGCCACUACCGUCUGAUUCUUCAUUAAUCUACGUACAUUUGGAAACAACCAGUGAAACCGGAAAAUGUCUUUUCAAAGUUUGA
Messenger RNA from Oldenlandia corymbosa var. corymbosa, 345 nucleotides. Lineage: Eukaryota; Viridiplantae; Streptophyta; Magnoliopsida; Gentianales; Rubiaceae. The record is from the annotation of a GenBank genome assembly.